Messenger RNA from Eruca vesicaria subsp. sativa (arugula), 858 nucleotides. Lineage: Eukaryota; Viridiplantae; Streptophyta; Magnoliopsida; Brassicales; Brassicaceae. The record is from the annotation of a GenBank genome assembly.
AUGACUUGGACCUGCUUGUUUAGUCGGUUAAGAACCCACACGUUAUCAUCCUUCACUCGACGAUGGCGUUCCACUUUAGUGAGCGACGAGAGAAACGAGAUAGCAUUCUUAGACCUCGAGACGACGGUUCCGACCAAAGCAGGCCAGCCAGUUGCCAUUAUUGAGUUCGGGGAUAUCUUAGUUUGCCCUAAGACGCUAUCGGAGCGCUACAGUUACUCCACGUUGGUUCGACCCACUGAUCCUUCUCUCAUAUCCACGCUCUCCAAACGGCGAAGCGGCAUCACGCGCGAAGGAGUCUUGUCCGCACCCACAUUCGCUGAAAUCUCCCACCUUGUCUAUGACAAUCUCAACGGUGAGAGCUUUUAUCUCUUAUCUCUUUCUGGACAUAACAUAAAGCGAUUUGAUAUUCCAAGACUUAGAGAGGCAUAUGCAGAGAUCAGCCAACCUCCACCAGAGCCGAAAGCUAUUAUCGAUACGCUUCCAUUGCUGACUCACAAGUUUGGGAAGAGAGCUGGCGACAUGAAGAUGGCAUCACUUGCUAGAUACUUCGGUCUAGGAAAUCAAACGCACAGGAGCUUAGAUGAUGCUCGGAUGACACUUGAAGUUCUUAAGUUAUGUGCAACCGUCUCCUUGCUGAGAUCCAUUGUUCCUGACAUUCUUGCAGAAACCAUCAGGCUUUCCCCAAGUGACACAUCUUGUUGUGAACCAUCAGAUUCAUCUGACGUAACCACUUUGAUAAGUAAAACACACAUUGAAACAGAUAAAGCAAAAAAUGGCAGACAGCAGCAGGAUGAGUCAACUCCUUCACCUGAUCCAGAUGCUAAAGAUGAAGCUUUAUUGAAAUUAAAGCUUUAUUGA